This is a messenger RNA of Durio zibethinus, 1697 nucleotides long. RefSeq names its product O-Glycosyl hydrolases family 17 protein. Gene Ontology annotation, biological process: carbohydrate metabolic process. NCBI's taxonomy places the organism in Eukaryota, Viridiplantae, Streptophyta, Magnoliopsida, Malvales, Malvaceae. The record is from RefSeq and is a predicted model, not a curated record. Gene Ontology annotation, molecular function: hydrolase activity, hydrolyzing O-glycosyl compounds.
GGAUCUAUAAGGUCGGCACUAUGAGCCAGAAAUAUUCCCCUCUCCCUCUCCCACUCUCUUGCAAUAUUCCAAUACCUUAACCUCCCAAAACCCAAUCAUUAUUUUUUGCUCCUCAUCAUCAUAAUUCUUGAUUCUUUCUGAACCCAAGAAAGAUUCCAAGAGAACCCAGUGUCACGAAAAAAAAUGUCCUUGGUUUUGUUGUUUCUUUUCUUAAUGACGCUGGUUCCAAAUGGGAAUAGUGUUGGUGUGAACUGGGGAACCCUGGCAACCCACCACCUCCCUGCAAAUAAGGUGGUGAAAAUGCUCCGAGAUAAUGGGUUUGAUAAGUUGAAGCUUUUCGAGUACAAUGAAGAGAUUAUGAUGGCUCUAACUGGGACAGAUAUUGAAGUGAUGAUGGGAAUUCCUAAUAGCAUGUUGAAAGAGAUGAGUGAGGAACCAGGAGCUGCUGCUUCUUGGGUUUAUAAUAACGUUAGUGGUUAUUGCUACGAUGGAGGAGUCAAUAUCAAGUAUGUUGCUGUAGGCAAUGAACCCUUCCUUCAAACAUACAAUGGCACCUAUCUACGGUACACAUUACCAGCCCUCAAAAAUAUCCAGAAAGCCCUUGAUGAAUCUGGGGUUAAGUGUCAGUACAAGGCCACAGUUCCCUUCAAUGCAGACAUCUAUAACUCCCCAGAAUCCAAUCCAGUUCCAUCUGCUGGUGACUUUCGGCCUGAGGUCAAGGACCUUGCAAUUGACAUAAUCGAGUUUCUGUAUUUACAUGAUGCACCUUUCACUGUCAAUAUCUAUCCCUUCCUCAGCCUUUAUAGCGAUUAUAAUUUCCCCAUGGAGUUUGCAUUUUUUGAUGGAGCAAGCAAGCCUCUUAGAGAUGGCUAUAACGUUUACAGAAAUGCAUUUGAUGCAAACCUUGAUACUCUCGUUUAUGCUUUGAGUAAAGCUGGAUUCUCUGACAUGGAGAUCAUAAUUGGAGAAGUUGGCUGGCCAACUGAUGGUGACAAAAACGCCAAUACCCAAAAUGCAAAGAGGUUUAACCAAGGAUUGAUCAAGCAUGCUUUGAGUGGAAUAGGAACCCCAGCUCGGAAAGGAAAGAUUGAAGUUUAUCUAUUCGGCCUCAUCGAUGAAAAUGCUAAAAGCAUUGAACCUGGAGGCUUUGAGAGACAUUGGGGAAUUUUCGAGUUCGAUGGAAAACCAAAAUACCAACUGGAUUUAACAGGUUUGAAAGUUGACAAAGGGCUAACUCCAGUGGAGGAUGUGAAAUACCAACUCAAAAGAUGGUGUGUACUCAACCCUGAAGCAACUGAUUUGGAAGAGUUGCCUGAUAGUAUUAGCUAUGCAUGCGGCUUAUCAGAUUGUACUGCUUUGGGUUAUGGUUCCUCCUGCAAUCACUUAACUGCUGAAGGAAAUGCCUCUUAUGCUUUCAACAUGUACUACCAAGUGAACAACCAGCACCUUUGGGACUGUGAUUUCUCUGGUUUGGCUAUAGUCACUGAUGAUAAUCCAUCUGAGGAAGGUUGCCAAUUCCCAGUCAUGAUAGCUCAUGCUAAUUCUUACAUGCUGUUUCAUGGUGAUCGUUUGGAUGUUUUACUAAGAAUUAUUAUAGGAUUUAUUGUACUAUUUUCAUUUCUGAUAUGAAAGAUCGUAUUAUAAAAAAUAAUUUCCAUACCGAAAAAUGAAAAAGGAAGACUAUAUUCUUUUAGAUA